CACAAAGCUUAAAUAACUUCCGUAUGUUCCCGCCAAACCAUAGGAAGAUGGUAAAAUGAUCGUUGGAAAAAACCUCUUCAAACCAGUAGCUUCCUUCACCUUCUUCUCUCUCCAAAAACGCUUCAAAUCCCAUAUACAUCCUUCCAUAUCCCCGCUAAAACUCUGGUCCGAUCUCAAUUUUGAGUCUUCCCCCAAUUUCAAUUUUGAUGUAAGAGAGAAGAACGCAUUAAACCUAAACCACCCAAUUCUCCAGAAAGUAGACGCAUGUUCUAAUCUUGCACAAUUCCGUCAAGUUCAAGCUCAGCUCAUCAUCUUAGGCCUGUUUGAUCACUCCCUCGCCGCGAGCCGCGCUAUCAAGAAGCUUUGUUCUCUUCCUCAUGCGUUACACCAAGCUGUUUCGUUUCUCGGAAAGCUCGAAGAAGCUGAUGCUUUUAUGUGUAAUACCAUUAUUAGAGGUUUUCUGAAUCAGGGUGACCCAGAAAGUGGUCUUGCGUUUUAUUAUGAUUAUAUGAUUGGUGGGUGUAUUGUGUCUAACCAUUACACUUAUCCCCUGAUAAUUAGGGUUUGUGUUGAUCUUGGGUUGAUUCUAGAGGGGGAAAAGGCGCAUUGCCGUGUUUUGAAACGUGGGUUUGGAUUGGAUUUGUAUGUUAGGAACUUAUUGAUUCGUAUGUACUCAAUUUUCCAAAGAAUAGGGGAUGCAGAGAAGGUGUUUGAUGAAAGUUCUGAGUGUGAUUUGGUGACUUGGAAUACGAUGGUUGAUGGGUAUAUAAAGAAUGGGCAGGUAGGUCUUGCACGCAAUCUGUUUGAUGAAAUGCCUGAAAGAGAUAUCUUUACUUGGAACUCAAUGCUUGCAGGGUAUGUUGGGGUUGGGAAUAUGGAGGCUGCAGUGGAGAUUUUUGGGGUAAUGCCUCAGAGAGAUAUUGUUUCUUGGAAUUGCUUGAUUGAUGGUUGUGCUAGAAAGGGGGAUAUCUUGGCUGCUCGUGACUGUUUUAAGCGUAUGCCUAACCGUAAUGUGGUUUCCUGGAAUACCAUGUUAGCCCUUUAUGUAAGGAUUAAGGAGUAUGAUGAGUGUUUAUCAUUGUUUGAUAGAAUGAUACAAGGAGAUAAUCAACCUAAUAAGGCUACUCUUGUAAGUGUUCUAACAGCAUGUGGCUAUUUAUGUAAGCUAGAUCUUGGUAAAUGGGUUCAUCAUUAUAUAGAAAACAAUAGGAGGAUUAAACCUGAUGUUUUGCUUUCUACAGCUCUUUUGACAAUGUAUGCAAAGUGUGGAGACAUGGAUAAGGCUAAAAAUGUCUUUGAUAAAAUGCUCGAGAAGAGUGUUGUGUCAUGGAACUCUAUGAUCAUGGGGUAUGGUUCACAUGGUCUUGUAGACAAAGCCCUUGAAAUGUUUCAGGAACUGGAGAAAAGUGGACAAAUACCUAAUGAUGCAACUUUUGUAUGUGUUUUAGCAGCAUGUUCCCAUUCAGGUAAGGUUUUGGAUGGUUGGUGGUAUUUUGAUACCAUGCGUAGAGUUUACAAGAUUGAACCAAAGGUUGAGCACUAUGGUUGUAUGGUUGAUCUUCUUGGAAGGGCUGGUUUGCUGAAAGAUACAAAAGAGCUAGUAAAGGAUAUAAGUAUAAAAGGAGGAUCUGCUUUAUGGGGAGCCCUACUUUCAGCUUGUCAUACGCAUUCAAAUAUGCAGCUUGGGGAGUUUGUUGGAAAGUCGCUAAUUGAGAAGGAACCUGAAGAUAUUGGGGCUUAUUUGUUAUUGUCAAACAUAUAUGCUUCACAAGGGCGAUGGGAGGAUGUUGACAAAGUGAGGGAACUUAUGAAGGAGAAAGGUCUCUACAAAGAAGCAGGGUAUAGCAAGGCCUGCUUUGGUGUGGGUGAACCAGACUACUCUCGAAAAGAUGGCUCCCUUCAUAGAAGAAUUAUGAUUGAGUCAAUGUCAAGACAAAUGAGUUCUCAAGUGAAACUGUCAGGGAUUAGCACGGCAAUGUAACUCGUAACACUAGUGUUGGAAUCAAGGAGUGCAGAGGCCGUGAUGGCAUAGAGCCGAUAGAGGCAUUGAAGAGAAGUCCUAAAUUUGAGAAGAAGUAGUCGGUUGGGACAGCCAGACAGGUACUUUUGUGCUAAAGCAAAUUUAAAGAAUAUUGGUUGAAGCCUUGUUAUUUUGGUUCUUUGUGCUAACCGUUUCUCCUCACAAUAUUGGUUACUAAGAACUUGUUUCUUCAAAGUAUUACUUUGUAGUAGUUAUGGUGAGAGCCCUCAAAAUGUGUAAAAGAAACGAUUUUGCUGUUUUCUUCAUUCUUUUAUCCAUUA
Messenger RNA from Spinacia oleracea (spinach), 2301 nucleotides. RefSeq names its product pentatricopeptide repeat-containing protein At1g08070, chloroplastic-like. The record is from RefSeq and is a predicted model, not a curated record. Gene Ontology annotation, biological process: RNA modification. The transcript has a single exon. The coding region runs from base 56 to 1981 and encodes 641 amino acids. Gene Ontology annotation, molecular function: RNA binding; protein binding. Lineage: Eukaryota; Viridiplantae; Streptophyta; Magnoliopsida; Caryophyllales; Amaranthaceae.